Molecule: messenger RNA, 3300 nt
Organism: Panicum virgatum (switchgrass)
Lineage: Eukaryota; Viridiplantae; Streptophyta; Magnoliopsida; Poales; Poaceae
Exons: 1
Coding region: 1-2829 (942 amino acids)
Biological process (GO): proteolysis
Molecular function (GO): aspartic-type endopeptidase activity
Source: RefSeq, a predicted model, not a curated record
AUGGGCGACGGCACCGCGGACGACGAUAUCUCCGUCAAACUGGACAACUUGCUGAAGCUGGCGGAGAAUCACGCCUCAGCCAUCCAACAGAUCAAGGGCCAAUACUCCACCCUCAACGUGGCCGUCAAUCGGCUGCAGACCAAGGCCCUGGAUCUCCAGCCGCAGCAAUCCUCCUCGUCUUUCCGUUCACCACCGGAGUCACAACCCUUGGCGCCGAUCACGCACAAACUGCGUUUUCCAGAGUACAACGGCAAGGAGGACCCGGCGCCAUGGCUCCACAAGUGCGAGCAGUUCUUCCGUGCAUAUCGCACGCCAGAGACGGACAAGGUGUGGACGGCAUCCUUCUACAUGUCUGACACUGCGCAGCGCUGGUACUACCGCCUGGAGCGCAAUCGCGGCAUCCCAACAUGGCCGGACUUCGUCGACCUGGUCAGUCGUCGUUUCGGCCCACCCAUCCGAAGCAAUCCUCUAGGCGAACUGGCGCACCUCCAUCGCACCGGCACGGUCGAGGACUUCCAGGACCAGUUCCUUACUCUCCUGGCGCGUUGCGACGACGUCAACGAAGCACAGCAGGUGGCCCUCUUCACCGCCGGACUCGGCGGCACUCUCGGCAUCGACGUCGAGAUGCAGCGCCCGACUACCCUGGAAGACGCCAUGAACCUGGCACGGGCCUAUGAGUGGCGCGCCGCGACCCUCGGGAGCGACUCCAAGCCGUCCUCUUCCCGUGCCCCUCCGCGCGUUCCUCCGACACCGCGCCAACUUCUGCAGGCGCCCAAGCCGGCGCCCCCAUCCCCGGCAGCCGCGACUGACAGCGGCGUCGCCCCUCCUAAUGGCCGCUUUCGCCGACUGUCACCGGAGGAGAUGGACGAUCGACGCUCCAAGGGCCUCUGCUUCAAUUGCCCUGAGAAGUACUCCAGGGAGCACAACAAGGUGUGCAAGGGGCGCGGCGUCUACAUGAUCGAGCUCACGGAUGAAGAGCCUCCCGUGAAUGGUUUCGUGGAGGACGCCUCCGACGACGAGCUCGACGCCACGAUCUCCCUGAACGCGCUGACCGGCAUCGGCGACACGGACAUGAUGCAGCUCGCCACCACCAUCGCCGGCAAGGAAGUCACGGCCCUAGUCGACUCUGGGUCGACUCACUCAUUCAUGGCCACAGCUACGGCCGUGCGACUUGGCCUCUCACCGCAGCCAACCCCAGGCAUCCGCGUCAAGGUGGCCAAUGGUGAAGCCCUCGCCUCCUCGGGCAUCUGCAAGGCCGUCCCGGUGACGGUCGGGCAGGAGACGUUCCCCAUCGACAUCCACGUCAUCCCGCUAGAGGGCUACGAGCUGGUACUCGGUUACCGCUGGCUGCGCACCCUUGGUCCCAUCACAUGGGAUCUGGGACGCCUCGACAUGGUGUUCUGGCGUGGCAGGCGCCGGGUCCGUUGGACCGGUCUGGGCACACCAUCAGCCAGGCGCCUUGCGACAGCCGGGCUUCAGGAUCUCCUUCAGCUGCUGCUCGACGCCUUCAGCGACCUGUUCGAGCCACCGAAGACACUGCCGCCAAGCCGCAGCUUCGACCAUCACAUCCAUCUGCUUCCCGGGACGUCGCCAGUUGCCGUGCGGCCAUAUCGUUACCCGCAGCUCCUCAAAGAUGAGAUCAAACAGCAGUGCACCGACAUGCUUCGACAAGGCAUUAUCCGGCCGAGUACAUCGGCGUUCUCCUCCCCGGUGUUGCUGGUUCGGAAGAAGGACGGCACGUGGCGCUUCUGCGUGGACUACCGCGCCCUCAACGGCGCCACAGUUCGGGACAUGUUCCCGAUUCCAGUCGUCGACGAGCUGCUCGACGAACUCCACGGCGCCGCCUUCUUCACGAAGCUCGACCUCCGCAGCGGAUACCACCAGGUUCGCAUGCACCCCGACGACAUCGCGAAGACGGCGUUCCGUACCCACCACGGCCACUUCGAGUUCUUGGUGAUGCCAUUCGGCCUCACCAAUGCGCCGUCAACGUUCCAAGCACUAAUGAACGAGGUACUUCGUCCCUACCUGCGCCGGUUCGUUCUUGUCUUCUUCGACGACAUUUUGAUCUACAGCAAGACAUGGAGCGAACAUCUUCAGCACCUCCGCGCCGUCUUCUCGACGCUGCGUGAACACGGCCUGGUGCUCAAACGAUCCAAGUGCUCCUUCGCCGAACAAAGCAUGGCCUAUCUGGGCCAUAUCGUGACGGGUUCCGGCGUCGCCAUGGAUCAGUCGAAGGUGGCAGCCGUUCAGGCGUGGCCACUGCCCACGUCCCUGAAGGCAUUGCGGGGCUUCCUCGGCCUCACGGGAUACUAUCGCAAGUUCAUCCACAACUACGGUGUUAUCGCGGCUCCGCUCACCGCCUUGCUCAAGAGGGACGCGUUCCUGUGGUCCCAGGCCGCCACUGACGCCUUCAACGAUCUGAAGAGGGCGCUCACCACGGGGCCAGUUCUUCAGCUGCCCGAUUUCACCAAAGAAUUUGUGGUGGACUGCGACGCCUCUGGUACCGGUUUUGGGGCCGUCCUUCACCAGCUUAACGGCCCCAUUGCUUUUUUCAGCAAGGCUGUCGCUCCGCGCCAUACUAAACUUGCUGCAUAUGAACGUGAAUUGAUUGGUCUUGUGCAGGCUGUGAGGCAUUGGCGUCCAUAUCUGUGGACACGUCCGUUCGUCGUUAGAACUGACCAUUGCAGCCUCAAGUAUCUCCUGGAUCAGCGGCUCUCCACAAUUCCCCAGCAUACAUGGGUGAGCAAGCUGUUCGGCUACACGUUCAAGGUGCAGUUCCGGCCGGGUCGCCAGAACGCGGCAGCUGAUGCCCUGUCCAGGAGGGACUAGGGCGACGAGUUGGCCGUCCACGCCAUCGCCACAUCUCGGCCGGAGUUCGCCCUCUUUGACGACUUCCGCCAUGAGUCCGAGCAGCUACCCAGCAUCAUCGCCAAGCGCCAAGAAAUUCAGGAUGGUACAGCUGGCGCUGCAUGGUCGAUGGCUGACGGUUUUGUCAUGCACCGCGGUCGCAUCUUCGUCCCCGACGAGUCGACCUUGUGGCCGGCGCUUCUCCACCAGGCGCAUGGCACCGGCCACGAAGGCGCACAGAAGACUCUCGUCCGCUUGCGGGCUUCGUUCUACAAUCCACACGCAUCACGCAAGGUACGGGAGUUCGUCAAGAGCUGCACUAUUUGCCAGCGCAACAAGACAGAGCACUUGCACCCGGCGGGGCUCCUCCAGCCUCUCGACGUUCCACACUCGGUGUGGGCCGACAUCGCUAUGGAUUUCGUCGAGGGCUUUCCGAGGGUCAGCGGCAAGUCG